Anopheles cruzii is the source of this 746-nucleotide messenger RNA. RefSeq lists its product as uncharacterized. NCBI's taxonomy places the organism in Eukaryota, Metazoa, Arthropoda, Insecta, Diptera, Culicidae. Bases 263 to 688 code for a protein of 141 amino acids. Gene Ontology annotation, molecular function: odorant binding. The transcript is spliced from 3 exons. The record is from RefSeq and is a predicted model, not a curated record.
CUUUAGAGUAAACAAUAUUCUCCUCAAGGAUUGCAGUGCCUUCGUUCGUAAACAAUGUAAAUUAUUCAUCUUACUUUAGAACAGUAUAAAACAGCAGCUCCGCAAUGCAGCAGGAGUGGAUCGGCGUACAACAGUGUCGUGGUCAAGAAAGUGGUUUGCUUCAAAUUUUGUUUCUUUAGCAAUCAAUUAUAAAAUUAAACUAACAAUAAAAAAUCAGAGACACAUUGAAAACUACAAAAAAGUCUGAACAGUUUGAAACAAGAUGCAGUGGAAUAAACUGCUCUUAUGUUUUGGUUUCUUAAUGUGGUGCCUUCUGCAGGUCGAUGCCCAAUACGGGAAUAAUUGUAACAAUUUAAUGAGCGCCAAAACGAAGAAGACACUAUGUGGCGCCAAAAAGUACAAAGCCAUCAAAGGUGUUGAUAUGGACAAACUAUUGGACUGCGUGCUAAAGGGGGCGAAGAUCGUGGACGCAAGAGGAGCUGGAAAUUUCGAAAGCUUGUUCAAGCCAAUGUACCUCACCGAAGGGGAUGGCGCUAAGGUUAACAAAAACCUUGAAUCGUGCACGACUAAAGGGAUAACGCAAACGCUCCCGUUUCAGCAGCGUGCGCAUGCCUUCUAUAAGUGCAUCAUGAAUACGAAAUCGAAAAAAUCCUUCAAAAAGGUGUUUAACAGCAGAGUGUGUAAGUAAAGUGAUUAUAAAACAUGGCCACAGUGUAACGAAUGGAAUGAAUAAAACACUUAUAGAU